Molecule: messenger RNA, 1236 nt
Organism: Nematocida parisii ERTm1
Lineage: Eukaryota; Fungi; Microsporidia
Exons: 1
Coding region: 1-1224 (407 amino acids)
Source: RefSeq, a predicted model, not a curated record
AUGGAGCAAAAAGACAAAGUAAUUCUGUGGCUAGCACACGAUGAAAUAGAUGACAUGCGUGAGUACAUCGAAGAACUAAAAAACAAUGACAUUCCAGCGUAUGCCCGGAUUGCUGUGUGGGGCCUUGCAUUCACUAAAUCAUGGUACAGAAGAAUAGAGAGGCCACAAUUUGCCAUAUACAAUACAAUUUUAAAGUGCAAGAAAAAGCUGCCCUGCCCAGACUGCUAUAAGAAGAUCAUGCAGAAGAAGCAGGCAGAGAUAGAUAAGAAAAAGGGAAUUAAAGGCAUGAUAGACACCUUCAGUGAGGUAAUGAACAAAGAGACACCAAAAACAAAUGCUUCAGAAGAGAAUAAAGAAGACACAAAAAAUGAUGAAGCCAAAAAGGACUCAGAAGAAAGCUCAGAUAAAAAAGAAAAAGAAGAAGAAGAAGACUCAGAAAGUGAUGAUUUGCUUGAUGAUGACGAGAUUGCUUCUAUUAUAGGACAUUUAGACUGCGACUUUUCAAAAGAGGAAAAGUCAGAAAAAUCAGAAACAGAGAGGCUGUACACCAUGCGCAUAGUAAUGUAUGCCCUAACUAAGUCAUACGAGUACAACAUGCUUAUUUCACAUGAAAGAGUUCACAAGAAAAAUGUGGAUAAAAUAUUUGGACUAUGCAUUGGUGCCUUUUCCUAUUUCUCUGCCUACCACAUUGAAAAUCUGUUUAAAGUAGUCUUCUUUUUGGCUUCGAACAUAAACGGGAUAUUUUCUACCAAAAAGGGCCAAAGCAUGACAAAAAAGGAGUUUGACCGAUUUCUUCUCUUUGUCCAGAACACAGCAGCACUCAGCAAAAACAAGUUUAUGAUUCUGAUAGAUGUAAUAUCUUCGCUGAAUCAGGAGGUACUAACAAAGUUUAUAUACGACAUAAUAAAAGGAGAUGUAUCCGUGUCCGGUGUACAGAAGGAUUUGUUUGACAAGUACUCCAAGCCAAGUGUAAAUGAAAUUGAAGAAUUCAAGAAAAACAAUCCAUUCUCUAUUUUGUCUAAAUUUACACCCAGAAUCAUCAUUCUGCACCAAAAAGAGACUAAAACACUGGAUGAGUUCAAGAGAGAGAACGCAUACUUAAAAGAGAACAUUGAAACACUGUUGAGCGAUCUAAAACACUCAAAUACAUGUGGAUUCAUUGCACAGCUGAAGAAAGAUCUAGAAGAAGCGAAUGAACAAAUCAAAAAGCUUACAGAUAAAUAAAGAUAUGAUGUU